AACCAAUAUGGCGGAACGAGCCCGCGGCGGAAGAGUUUGUUGUUUGCGGAAGUGACGUCAGUGAGAGGCGCGGCGCUGCACCUUUGCCUGUGUCCUGGAUUCGAGCGGUCUAAAUAAUAAAAGGGAUGUCUAUGGAAAAGAUUAUCCGAGAUGCGCUGACGGGUUUCAUCCAGUCUCAUAUACCUGAUGCUGAUUUAAGUGCUAUGGAUGAAGUGUUCUUUUCAUACUUCACUGGGGUUUUAGAAGAACUGGGAUCUCAAGAUUCCUCAGAGGAAGACUUUGAUAUGGAAACUUUUAUGGAAAUGUUGAAGGGUUACAUCCCAGGAUUUGCAGAAAUUGGCAGUGAAAAAGUGUACGAAAUGAUGUUUGAACUAUCAGGACGGCUAAGUGAAGCUCAUAAAAAGGAAAACGAUUCUCCUGAAACAUCUGAGACUUCACUGCUAGCAAGAGAUUCUGAUGGCAUUGAACCCAGAGAAAGCAGAUUACAUGUAGCAUCUGAAGGAGCAGAGGCCCAGGAAAAAGGCAAUGCAAAAAUGAAUGUAGAUCUGCUACUGGAGAUGUUCCCAGCAUGUACAGUGCGUCAAGCUGAGAAAGUGUUGUCUAUGGCUAAAGGAAACCUAGAAGAUGCCGUGCAGAUAAUAGUGGAGAAAGAGGUGACUUUUGAGGAUACAUCAGAACCACAGAUAUUUCUAAAGAAUCCCCAAAAAGAAGACAUGAAAGAAUUCAUUUUACAGAAAUACAUGUUGGUUGACAACGACGACGACAAAAAAACACACAGGCCUUUGAUGCCUAAAGAGGCCCCUAAGAAACUGAUUAGAUACAUUGACAAUCAAGUGGUCAGCACAAAGGGGGAGAGAUACAAAGAUAUGAAGAAACCUGAGAGUGAGGACAUGAAGAAAACCUACAUAAAUCUCAAGCCUGCCAGAAAGUACAAGUUUCACUGAAGCAUAAAAGCAGUAGGACCUUCCCAGCUUCUGUUUAGUCUGGAGCAUGUGUCCACCACGAUGGGUAGAUACCAAUACACUCUGCAACAGAGAAGAGAACUUUCAGGAUUUAUCACUGGUUUAUUCACCAUUAAUAAGCAAUAUAUGAUGUCAUGUGGGAGAGUCCUAACCUUUACAUGGAAAUCUCACAUAAUGGCAUCUCAGGUCAUUUAGUUCAUCCAUAGCCACAAGAUCUGAAACUGUUAAUGGUGCAUCACAUAUAGUGCUAUGUUGGUUCUCAGGAACAAAUAUUGUCUUUGUAAAGCUCUCCGCCCUCAAAGUUGCCAAGAGCAAUCAGAUUCCAGAUUGGCUUUUGAAAUUAAAAGGGUUUUCCAAAACUUUAAUAUCUAUGACCUGUCCUCAGGAUAGGUUAUUAGUAUCUAAUCGGUGGGGGUCUGACCCUUGGGACCCCCACUAAUCAGUUUGAGAAGGCACCGGCCUUCUUGUGAGCACAGCGGCAUUCUCCGUGCUUACCAAGCACAGCAAUGGACAUUGUAUAGCGGCUGUGCUUGGUAUCUCGCUCAGCCCCAAUCACUUCUAGGCCACGUGACCAAUGAACGUGUCAUCACUGGCCUAGGAA
This is a messenger RNA of Bufo bufo (common toad), 1563 nucleotides long. It is a transcript of the gene CUEDC2, whose product is annotated as CUE domain containing 2. The coding region runs from base 126 to 944 and encodes 272 amino acids. NCBI's taxonomy places the organism in Eukaryota, Metazoa, Chordata, Amphibia, Anura, Bufonidae. The transcript is spliced from 9 exons. The record is from RefSeq and is a predicted model, not a curated record.